CAGACGAGCCCCUUUCUCCGGUGGCAGUUUUCAAAAUCGGUUUUUGAGAACCAGCAGUGCUCAGCACAGUGUGGGCUCCAAGCCGGGUAGCGGAGCGGCAAGUGCCCGUGCCAGCACCGAAGACUGCGGGGCCGGAUAGCCAGAGCCUUGUGUAGGAUUGUGGACGAGCGACUGCUGAGUCUGGGGGAGAUGCCAGUGCCUCGAAACUCCAAGUGUGCCAACGGAAAGGGGCUCCGAUCCAGCAAAACUCAGCCUAUGGAGAAUACUAGAGGCGAAGUGAUAGGUGCUAUGGAGAGUCAGGAAGCAGACAAGGAGGAAAGUAGCCAGUCAAAGAGAUCACCAUCUUCACCACAGGGAGCACCUAAAAAACGAUCUGCUUUUGGAGAUCUCACCAAUGCUCACCAGAGUCAGCCUACCCAAUUUAAGAAGGAGGUGGUCAAAGGGACUGCUAAGAAGGUACUUCGGAGCACAGCGGCUCAUGAUCUCUCCAAAAACAAUGAGAUCAACUCGAAAAAAUUUGGCUUCAAAACCCUUUCCGAGGAAGCCUCUGUCAGCUCUGAGCCCACUGUCAAGGAGAGGCUGAUAUCUGUCCAGGAGAAGGAGCUCAAGCCUGUCCAAGAGGAGCCUGUCCAGGAGGAGCCUCUUCCAGUGAAUGAGGGGCCUAGUGUUGAAGGGGCCUCAGCUUCAGAAGCACCAGGACCAAGAGAGCAGAUGCCUGGGAUGGAGGAGGAUAUUGAAAAAAUUGAAGAGGACCCAUAUGCCAAUACAGAAUAUGCCAAGGAAAUCUUCAAAUACAUGAGAAAGAGAGAGGAGGCCUUCCCAGUCUCAAACUACAUGGUCAAACAGCAUGACAUCAGCAAGGAUAUGAGAGCCAUCCUGGUGGACUGGAUGGUGGAGGUGCAGGAGAACUUUGAGUUGACCCAUGAGACUCUGUAUUUGGCAGUGAAAUUGGUGGAUCACUACUUAAUGCAUGUGGUGUGCAUGAGGGACAAGUUACAACUGAUUGGCUCCACCGCUAUCCUGAUUGCAUCUAAAUUUGAGGAACGUUGCCCACCCUGCAUAGAUGACUUCCUAUAUAUUUGUGACGAUGCUUAUCAGCGAGAAGAGCUUCUUUCUAUGGAAAUCAGUAUCCUCCACACCCUCAACUUUGAUAUUAACAUUCCUAUUGCCUAUCGGUUCCUGCGCAGAUUUGCCAAGUGUGCUCAUGUCAGCAUGGAGACCCUGACCUUAGCCAGGUUCAUCUGUGAGCUGACUCUGCAGGACUAUGACUAUGUCCAAGAGAGCGCCUCAAAGCUGGCCGCUAGUUGUUUCUUCUUGGCCCUCAAGAUGAAGAAUCUUGGACAAUGGACUCCCACAUUAGAACAUUACAGCGGAUACCAGAGCACAGAUCUCUUCUCCCUGGUCAAAAGACUCAACUUCCUCCUGACUUACCAACGUCAUGACAAACUCAAGGCUGUGCGUACCAAGUACUCUCACAAAAUCUUCUUUGAAGUUGCUAAAACUCCUACCUUGGACAUGUUGAAGCUGGAGGAGAUUCUGAACAACUCACCCUGAAGAUCAAAGCAGAGACCCAAGUCAGGAGGCCCCGAGGCUAGCCCAACUUGUAAAUAGACUAUAAAUAUUUUGUCCUGUCUUUGUUUGCGUGUCAGCACUUCUGAUCCCUUUCUUUCUGUCUGUAUGAACUUGUUAUUUUAAAGGGAAAAACUUUUUAAGAAGAAAUAGUUCUAUUAUUUUGAUUAGAAACUAAAUAAGAUGUUGUCAAGUGCCUUCCCUCCCCUCUUAUCCUCUUGAAGUAGAUGAGGGUAGAAAACAACAGCCACCUCCUCCCUGGGGAAGAUGCCAAGGCAUUCUUGCCAGAAGGCAGUUCCUUUCCUGCUGGUAAUUGUCCCCAAUGGCCUGCCCUAUUCUACCUUUUCCUUUUCUACCUCCAGCUCUCCCCAGGGAGGGGAAACUAUUGCUCCUCAGAUAUCAAGUUCAAGGAGAGUGUCUUCUAGCUCCCCCCUGAGAGAGAGUGUGAGAGUGAGCUUCCCAUGCCCAGCAAUGGCUUGAGGGUCGGAGCAGCCCGCAGUGCCCAGCGUACCCUACCCUGUGUUUUACCUCACGUGGUUCUGUUUGCAGAACAAUCUUUAGAGACAGAAUUAAGGAGUUAGUCUCCUUUUCCUAUGGUUUGCUUUUAGUAACUAGAAAGAAUUCCUAUAGUUGGUAGUUAAGGCAACUGAGCAGUGGAGGGGGGGGGGGAGGUGGAUAAAGUGCCCUUGUCCAGCCUGCCUAUGAAUCGGCGAUUUGUUUGUAUUUUCCGUUCCAUUUUUUUGUGUGUGUCUGCUGUGAUGUCGUCCAUGUAUUGGCCAGAGGUGCUUGUGAAGGCCUUUAAGUUGUGGCAGGUGUUGGCUAACACUUUGAAUUGAUCUGUGCUUUUUGAAUCUAACUUUAAUGACUGGGGAAACGAUACACCCCAGGUCAUCCUUUGGGACUCCUGGGGGAUACCCAAAAUUCAAAUUGUGACACUGUCCCAAGGUUCUAGUGAAAGAUCGUGCUAGACACAUCACUGGCCUAGCUUUGAGAAUGAGAAAGCUUGGGAAGAGAAGCUUCAAAGUAAUGGUGAUUUGGUGCUAAUAAGGAACAAAUGUGGCUUCAUUUUCCUUCUCUUUCCCUACCUCCCUCUGCUAGGGGUGCUAAUAUGCGGUGAAUGGCUGUGGCCUGUGGCCAGAAGUUUUGAAAUGACAGUAAAUAGGAAAGGAAGUUAGUUUGGCAUUGUUUCAUUCAAAUAGUCUGACAUUCACCUCUUGGCUAAGCUCGGAGCACCUCCUUCCCAGGCCUUGCUCUAUUCUCUAGCCGUAGAAGCCAUGUGGAGGGUUUCAGAAAAGCUGUGUUACCUCAAAGGUGUUUUUGUCAUCCCAAGUAUCACUUCACCCCCCCCCCUCUUCCAUGUAUAACUCUACGGCGGCUGUGGCCUCUGGACUAACUUCUACAUGGCAGCAUUUUUUCUUUUACUCACUUUUGUGCAAUCUGUUGUAGAUCUCGCUCUCUGUGUCCUCCCUUUUGCCCAGUCUUUUAACAACCUGCAAUGAGAGUCACCUGCCUUCUCUGUGGCUUUUUUACACCUGGGUUCUAUACCCUGGCCUUUAUUGUUACUAUUUAUGUUUCAAUGUGUGUUUCUGGCAUAAAAACUUAUUUGCAAUUUAAUAAAGAAGUUCCCAAACCAGUA
Messenger RNA from Monodelphis domestica (gray short-tailed opossum), 3205 nucleotides. RefSeq names its product cyclin B3 (gene CCNB3). The record is from RefSeq and is a predicted model, not a curated record. Gene Ontology annotation, molecular function: cyclin-dependent protein serine/threonine kinase regulator activity. NCBI's taxonomy places the organism in Eukaryota, Metazoa, Chordata, Mammalia, Didelphimorphia, Didelphidae. Gene Ontology annotation, biological process: mitotic cell cycle phase transition.